Messenger RNA from Megalobrama amblycephala (Wuchang bream), 1096 nucleotides. RefSeq names its product phosphomannomutase 2 (gene pmm2). The transcript has 8 exons. Gene Ontology annotation, biological process: GDP-mannose biosynthetic process; protein N-linked glycosylation; mannose metabolic process. NCBI's taxonomy places the organism in Eukaryota, Metazoa, Chordata, Actinopteri, Cypriniformes, Xenocyprididae. The coding region runs from base 134 to 886 and encodes 250 amino acids. The record is from RefSeq and is a predicted model, not a curated record. Gene Ontology annotation, molecular function: phosphomannomutase activity. Gene Ontology annotation, cellular component: cytosol.
CUCACGCGCUUCCGACAACACGGAAGUUGUGACGUUGCACUGCUGAAUGGAUGAACCGAAACUCUCCUGCUGGCGGUCUUUGUAAAACUGUAUACGGAUCAAACACUGAUUUAUAAAGUUUGCAGAUCAUACAAUGGCCAGUUCAACCGUGGACCUGACAACACUGUGUCUGUUUGAUGUAGACGGGACUUUGACAGCAGCUCGCCAGAAAGCUACUCCUGACAUGCAUCAGUUCUUGACUGAACUGAGACAGCGUGUGAGAGUCGGGGUGGUUGGAGGAUCCGAUUUGGACAAAAUCAAAGAGCAGUUGGGUGAUGAUGUGAUUGAUAGAGUGGAUUAUGUGUUUGCUGAGAACGGUUUGGUAGCAUAUAGGUUUGGGCAGCUGCACUCUGUGCAGAGUAUUCAAGCAUACCUGGGAGAGGACAUUUUACAGGAUUUCAUCAAUUUCUGCCUCAAUUACCUUUCAAAGGUAAAACUACCCAAGAAGAGAGGCACAUUUAUUGAAUUCCGUAAUGGAAUGCUGAACGUCUCCCCAGUUGGUCGAAGCUGUAGCCAACAGGAAAGAAUCGAAUUCUUUGAACUUGAUAAGAAGGAGAAAAUCAGAGAAAAGUUUGUCUCCGUUUUAAGAGAAGAGUUUGCUGGGAAAGGACUAGCUUUCUCCAUUGGUGGGCAGAUCAGCUUUGAUGUGUUUCCAGAGGGCUGGGAUAAGCGCUACUGUCUGGGAAUUGUGGAGAAAGACUCAUACCAAAGCAUCCAUUUCUUUGGCGACAAAACAAUGCCUGGAGGAAACGAUUAUGAAAUCUUUGCGGACCCCAGGACAAUCGGUCAUGAGGUCAAGUCACCCGAGGACACACAACGGAUCUGCAAGGAGCUCUUCUUCAGCUGAGACCCUAAGCAUGACCUCUGACAUCCAGAAUGAAGACUACAACAUCCAAGAACUGUGAAACUAUGAACGGAAGUCUCACUUGACAAGCCCAUGCCAUUAUUGUCUUUGUGAUCGUACAUCAUGACAGGUUCUGGAUAAACCUGUACAUACAGUACAUGUGUAUGUGUUUAUUUUAAAUGUAAUCUGAUAAAUUUUUUUAGGUUUAAAGAA